AUGGCUAUUUCCUCCAAGAAUUACUGCACAUUUCCUAGGUUUUGCGGUAUAACACUUGUUAUAUACCAAGACCUGCGUCAGAUACGCUAUACACAGGAUAUUUUAAGGUUCAAUUUCAAUGAUGGGUGCAAACUGGCUUACAACGGUUCCAUGGGCUACUACCCAAAGAGCGAUGGCACUUGCGACCCUCCUGCAUUUGGGGGAGCCGAAAACCACACGGGAGAAGAUCAACGCGGACGCGAGAAGUUUCCAAUGGCGCUCUCUCUGCCAAAGAACCGUAGCACGGGGAAUUUGGCAGCCGCUCGAAACUCAUCGACCCAGGAUAGAAGCAGAGCACGAAUGUCUCUGGAUGCAUCCGCAGCAGCGGCAGCAGCCGCUGACCUUGAAGCUAUCGCCAGGUCUCCCAUCUUGACCGAUCACGAGCACGGCCUAGGCCUCUCUGGGCUUCGACGAAUUAGACAACAACGCCCGCCAUCGAGAAACCCAACACUACCAGGAUCUCGAGCGUCUUCACGAAGCCCAUCUGUUGCCGCACUUACUCGGUCCACCUCAAUGAGUGCCAUGGCCGCCAGCGUAGGCAGCUUAUCACUGACAGGUGGCCCUGCGACUCCAAGUUUCGCCGACGACCUCUCCCGCUUUCCGUCUGAAUCUCUUCAUUCUUUCUCAUUCGCCAAUCAAUCAGAAGACUUCCUACACAACAGACAAAAUGUGCUCAAGCGAUCCAUUGAGUUCAUGAAAGACCACAUGGGACUUCCCAUGAGCUCGUCGCAGGCUGCUCUUGCAAGUGCUCAGGCAAGGGCACAACUCAUCAGGGCCGGAAACUUGCCAAACCCCGACGAGUCCUAUACACCAGCACCUUUGACCGGCCCUGCCGAGGUUUCCCAGGAAAACGUCUUUGACAAAAACUUCAAUCCCCGAACAUCCAGUACAGAUUUAACAAGCCCUCACCAGACUUCGCCACCUCCCCGAAGGUCAAGAGUUGAAACUACAAGAAGAUCUAACAAUCUUGAACCGGUGGCCCAUGAAACCAGCCGGGAAUCGGAUCAACCACCAACAGCAACAAAUGAGAGCGAAAGCGCUGGCCGGAAGUCGGCACCCGUCCGACCGAAGCUGACAUUGAAACGAACCAUGACGGAUAUCACAGCUGUUUCAGCUCAAGACAAGUUGAUAGACACAGUGUCCCAGCCAUUCUUGACAGGGCAGCCCAUCUAUCAAGAACCGCUGAGCUCUGCGUCUUUGACGCAACUUCCCAGUGCCACAACAGCCAAUUUCCCCACUCAGUUAGGCCCCUCUGUGCAUGGUCACACGAACCGCUGGGUGCCCGCUGCCCAGGCGAUUUUCACAACAGAAGUUAAGCCUCCAUGGACCAUCAUUGCAGCCAACGAUCUCGCCUGUUUAGUGUUUGGCGUGACCAAGGCAGAGGUACGCAAGAUGGGCAUCUUGGAGGUCGUCCAGGAGGAAAGAAGAUCAUGGUUGGAGCGAAAACUUUUGAACCAGCCGGAUGAGUACAGCGAGGGCCAGACACCUUCUGGCCAAGUUACGCCUGCCGCUUCGGCAGCUUCGGCAUUGCUCAAUGGCAGAUCUGGGAUAACAGCCCAGCUCCUAAGUAAGCCUAACUCAAGAACCCAGCCACGCAGCUACACGCAGAGGCGUGCACAAACGGUUCACAGUGGUGACCCCAACCCCCCAAAAGUUGGAGGUGGCGGCCACGGCCAUAACCAAACUAAUUCAUCCAGAGGCGUACUUCUGUGCGGCGAUGUUGUUCCAAUUCAAAAGCGCAACGGUGCAACUGGCUCUGCGAGUCUCUGGGUGAAGGAAAAAAAGGUCGGCCUGAUCUGGGUCCUGGAAGAAAUUCACGAGGAUGUUGCUCAUAUCACAUUGGAUGAAGAGGGGAUUGUCCAAAAAGUAUCGGGAUCCACUGCUCCUAUUUGGGGAUUCGAGUCAAUUUCCCCUGGCUUUGACAUAGCGAGACUGAUUCCACGGAUACCUCGGCAAGGUAUAGACCCCAACACUGGGGAGAUUGAUUUUGCUCAAGCCACGAGACGAAGAUAUUUUACAUGUCCUCACUCGCCUCACGUCAACAUUCCCUGUACUAUCGAGCAAACCCGCGGCAAGCUCGAGCUUCGAGUGUCAACGUUUCCUCACAUGGCUGGAAUCAUUGUGGUCGAGCCUGAGACUCUCAAAGUUCGAAGCUCGAACUCUGCCUUUUGCGGUGCACUCUUCGGAUUCGAAAGGGCGGAUGGAAUGUCGAUCAAUGCCCUGAUCCCAGAAUUUGACAACAUUCUCGAAUCGUUGAUAGAAGAGGACGGUAUCCAGCUCCUCGAUGGUAUGGUAGUCCCUGAGCACCGUUUCAGAAAGGCAUCGGCGUUCCUUGCUUUGAAAGAAAACAGACCCGAUGCUGCGUCAGCUUUCCUCCACCCGGCAGGAUUAAGUGCGAAGCACCGUGACGGGUCCGAUCUGAAAGUUGACGUUCAGAUGCGCGUAGUCAAGAGUGAAAAGAAGACCCUUGUGGUGAACGAGACUGUCGCUGAAGGUAGUGACGAGGACAAUGCCACUGGGAGUGAUGAUGCAACAUUCGAAGUGACCCAUUCCGAAAUAGUGUAUGCGUUGUGGGUUACAUACUCACGACAUCUUCAUGGCGCCCAGCCUCAUCUCGCUAUCGAAACUCCUACUCGGUCUGGUGCCCUCACACCCCUCCACCAACCGUCGCCAGGACAGACUCCGGCUCAUACGCCUUUGGAGAUUCCUUCAGAUGAUGAGACGCCCCGAAAGAAUGUGUUGAAUGCUGCAAGCUCACUCUCCAAACAUUUGAAAGAUGCUGCCAUUCAUGCUGCCGCUAAGAUCACAGGGCAGCAAGCAAAGCCCAAGUCUGAAGAAGUGCCACCAGUUCCAAAGGUCGUUGAGCCCCCACAUAAGAAAACGAUCAACGACUACACGAUACUUGAGGAAAUGGGCCAAGGUGCGUACGGUCAAGUGAAACUAGCUCGGCAUAAGGAGUCGGGCAAGAAGAUUGUGCUCAAGUACGUCACUAAACGCCGUAUCCUCGUGGACACUUGGACCAGGGACAGGAAGUUGGGCACCGUUCCCCUGGAAGUUCAUGUUCUUGAGUAUCUUCGCAGGCCCGAGUUACGGCACCCCAACAUCGUUGAAAUGCAGGGUUUCUUUGAAGAUGACGUUAACUACUACAUCGAAAUGGUUCCCCAUGGACUACCUGGUAUGGACCUGUUCGAUUACAUCGAAUUAAGGACAAACAUGGAUGAGGGCGAGUGUCGCAGCAUCUUUGUCCAAGUCGCAAAUGCUAUCCACCACCUGCACACCAAAGCAAAGGUGGUGCAUCGCGAUAUCAAGGAUGAGAACGUGAUCCUCGAUGGGGAAGGCAACAUCAAGCUUAUUGAUUUCGGAAGUGCGGCAUAUAUCAAAAGCGGUCCUUUUGAUGUUUUCGUUGGGACAAUCGAUUAUGCCGCCCCUGAAGUUCUCGCUGGCAAGCCUUAUCGGGGCAUGGAGCAAGAUGUGUGGGCUUUGGGUAUCCUUCUCUACACGAUCAUCUACAAGGAGAACCCUUUCUACAGCAUCGACGAAAUCAUGGAUCGUGACCUGCGAAUACCCUAUGUCCUUAGCGAAGAGAGCAUCGACCUCAUCCGCUGCAUGCUAGAUCGAGAUGUUGCCAAACGCUACGACAUUAACCAGGUGCUAGAGCACCCUUGGUGUCAAGCUGUGAAUGACGAAUGA
Molecule: messenger RNA, 3729 nt
Organism: Fusarium poae
Lineage: Eukaryota; Fungi; Ascomycota; Sordariomycetes; Hypocreales; Nectriaceae
Exons: 7
Coding region: 1-3729 (1242 amino acids)
Biological process (GO): intracellular signal transduction; protein phosphorylation; negative regulation of glycogen biosynthetic process
Cellular component (GO): cytoplasm; cytosol; nucleus
Molecular function (GO): protein serine/threonine kinase activity; ATP binding
Source: RefSeq, a predicted model, not a curated record